AUGAUCGAAUUUAAGAAUUUAUUGCAUAUUAUUAUUAUUAUUAUUACUAUUAUUAUUAUUAUUAUUAUUAUUAUUAUUAUUAUUAUUAUCAUAUUAUUAUUAUUAUUAUUAUUAUUAUUAUUAUUAUUAUUAUUAUUAUUAUUAUUAUUAUUAUUAUUAUUAUUAUUAUUAUUAUUAUUAUUAGUUAAAAAUGUCGUUAAUUAA
This is a messenger RNA of Necator americanus (New World hookworm), 204 nucleotides long. RefSeq lists its product as uncharacterized. Lineage: Eukaryota; Metazoa; Nematoda; Chromadorea; Rhabditida; Ancylostomatidae. The coding region runs from base 1 to 204 and encodes 67 amino acids. The transcript is spliced from 2 exons. The record is from RefSeq and is a predicted model, not a curated record.